Solea senegalensis (Senegalese sole) is the source of this 5194-nucleotide messenger RNA. Its product is annotated as G protein-activated inward rectifier potassium channel 1-like. Gene Ontology annotation, cellular component: plasma membrane. Gene Ontology annotation, molecular function: G-protein activated inward rectifier potassium channel activity. The transcript is spliced from 3 exons. NCBI's taxonomy places the organism in Eukaryota, Metazoa, Chordata, Actinopteri, Pleuronectiformes, Soleidae. The record is from RefSeq and is a predicted model, not a curated record. Gene Ontology annotation, biological process: regulation of monoatomic ion transmembrane transport; potassium ion import across plasma membrane. Bases 476 to 2035 code for a protein of 519 amino acids.
CUUGGGUGUGCCAUCUUUUUUGCAAAGCGUCAGAAACGGGCUUCCAUACCUCCACCCUCUGUGACAGAGAGACAUUUGCAGCUCCUCCACACGCUCAUUUGGAGUCACUCCCACCAGAACGCGCACUAAAGCCCUGCCAUUCACGCGCAGCCACUGAGGAGCAACAUCUGCUGCAGCAGCGGAUCCACAGCAAGGACUUUUGUUUCACAUGUGAUUGCAAAAGUGUUUUUUUUGCCUCCUCUGCAUGCAUGGAUUAAACCUGAAAAAAAAAAAGUUGGCACCUGCUUCUUGGAGUCAGAAUAAUGCAUUGCGCAUGAAUCUCUGCUCACUUACUGCGUUUAAUUCACACGAGAGAAGCGCGUCUCCAUCUCACAGGAUGCGAGUGGCGCGUUGAGUGCUGCAGCUGCUGCGCGUUCUUUGGAACCAAAGUUGCGCAAAGAGCCGCCGGCGUUCUGCGCAAUAAUCCAUCGCUGCAAUGUCAGCCAUACGGAGGAAAUUUGGGGAGGAUUACCAGGUGGUGAACACCAACCGGGGCAUGAGUUUCUCUGCCCCGGUGAAGAGGAAGAGGCAGCGGUUCGUGGAGAAGAACGGCCGCUGUAACGUCCAGCACGGGAACCUCGGCGGAGAGACGAGCCGUUACAUCUCGGACCUCUUCACCACGCUCGUGGAUCUCAAGUGGCGCUGGAACCUGCUCAUCUUCAUCCUCACCUACACGGUCGCGUGGCUCGUCAUGGCUUCAAUGUGGUGGGUGAUCGCGUACAUCCGCGGCGACCUGAGCCACGCCGGCCACGACUCCUCGUAUACGCCGUGCGUCGCCAACGUGUACAACUUUCCCUCCGCGUUUCUGUUCUUCAUCGAGACGGAGGCGACCAUCGGUUACGGCUACCGCUACAUCACGGAGAAGUGCCCCGAGGGCAUCAUCCUCUUCCUCUUCCAGUCGCUGCUGGGAUCCAUCGUGGACGCAUUCCUCAUUGGCUGCAUGUUCAUCAAGAUGUCGCAGCCGAAGAAGCGCGCAGAGACGCUCAUGUUCAGCCAGGACGCGGUGAUCUCGCAGCGGGACGGGAAGUUGUGCCUCAUGUUCCGCGUGGGGAACCUUCGGAACAGCCACAUGGUGUCCGCGCAGAUCAGGUGCAAACUCAUCAAGUCCCGUCAGACACCGGAGGGCGAGUUCCUGCCACUGGACCAGUGUGAACUGGAUGUGGGUUUCGGGACGGGGGCGGACCAGCUCUUCCUGGUGUCGCCUCUAACCAUCUGUCACGAGAUCAACAACAAGAGCCCGUUCUUCGAUCUGUCGCAGCGCUCUCUCAUGAACCAGCAGUUUGAGAUCGUCGUCAUCCUUGAGGGCAUUGUGGAAACCACUGGCAUGACGUGCCAGGCGAGGACGUCCUACACUGAGGACGAAGUCUUGUGGGGUCAUCGCUUCCUCCCUGUCAUGUCGCUGGAAGAGGGUUUCUUCCGCGUGGACUACUCCCAGUUCCACAACACCUUUGAGGUCCCUACUCCGCCUUACAGCGUCAAAGAACAGGAGGAGACGUCCUCGCUGACCUCGCCCAAUCCUCUGCCCGUCGCUCCUACCCCCACCUCUCCUCUGCUGGGUAACGGUGCCCGCGGGGGCCGCAGGGAAAGGCUCCUGUCAGCAGACUACGCAGACCACGUGGAGGACCACUAUGCCUCCAGGCUGCCCAGCAAACUUCAGCGCAUGAGCUCAACGAAGGAGAACUUGUGGAGGGGGUCGAAGACAGGUGUGGCCUUGCCGGGAGGGAAGGCCUCCAGCACCGGAGACCUGCCGCUGAGUAUUCAGAGGUUACGGUCCAGCUCCAUCCCGAUAGUGAGGCAAGGGCAUGCAGAGGAGCAGGUCCAGCUGUUGUCCUUGGAUGGAAAUGCAGAGGAGGUGGAGGUGGAGAAGCACAGACUCCCAGCGGCCGUGAGCACCAUCACUGCUGUGAAAACAACACUCAUCCAGAUCCCGCUGGUAGGGAGUCGACCCGAGGACAACCUGCCCCCGAAACUGCGCAGAAUGAAUGCUGAUCGUUAACUUCCUCUCAGACUUAAAUGAACUUUUAAAAAUGAAGGGCAUUUGUGUGUAAAUAAGGAUUACUGCGAUCUAUUGAUUCACUUUUUUUGCAAACUCUCUCCAGUAUUUAUAUUUACUUUCAGGCGCUCGACAGGUUUGUCCGUUUCUGCGAGAAAGAAGGAGGACAACGCCAAUAAAGCCAUCCAUCCGCUCAUACUGUGAGUCAUAUUUGAUAGAUCACCAUCUGUGCCCCCCUGCUGACUUCUAACACUUCUGCCCUUGUGCUCGUUUCUUUCACUUCUGUUCAUGGAGUCACAUCAGAGCGUUUAUUAUAAUUAUCAUUAUUAUCUCCGCCAGUAGCUUUCGGUUAAUCAGGCACCAAAGUCAAAGUCAUCAAUACCACGGACCUUAAGUGAUGACUGGCAAAACAUCUCCAUCAAAUCUUCAUUCAUUAACAUCAACACAGAUUUUUUUUUUUUUUUACAGUCAAACAUUCAAACCCAAUGUUGAUUUAGCUGAUCAGUUCCCGAGAUUUAUUACAUUGUUUUCUCGGCGUAACAUAGUUCCUCACUCAAAUUGGAAAUAUACUGAGCACUGGCGUAUCACCAUCCAGAGAACAGAAAAAGAAUAAUUCAGUCUAGACUGCAGUGUGAAAACUAAUCAAACGUAGGUUUUUAAGUGCAGCGUUGCAGCAUAUUACUCCCUGAAUGGGACAAAAUCCAGGUAUGAAAGCACCCUCAGUCAGGUUUGAUAGUAUUGCCUUGCCUGAGCCUGUUUUCAGACGUCGGACGCAGCAGGAAGACCACACAGAAGCAUAAUAACGUCUACAGCAACAGAAAUCACCAAAAAUGACGCACUGCAUCUUUAAGAUUAGCAGUACACGUCGUCAACGUAAAACUCAGCAUUCAAAGUAGUUGUCAUGUUCAGUGUUAAGUGACAUUUGGGGUCACAUGAGCAAAUAAACACACGCUGAUAUAUUUGACUUUUAUUCGGUUAUUUAUUUCUGUAACCGGUGACACAAAAAUGGAUGUUUCAGACUGAGCUCCCUCUCGGUGUCUCCAGGUAGACUUCCAGAGCAGCUUGUGUCCUAUUCAGGAGAGCUGAGCUCCCCUUCUCUCCGUGGUAAUUCAAACCAUGGUCACGUUUCAUCCUCAGGUUAUUCAAAUACUCACAUUUUGGGAUUGCGGCGCUCUUUGCUCAGUUCCUCUCAUCAGAUGAGCACAAGCACGUGACAGAGGACCUGAACAAAUCUCCCCAACUCUGAAACUCACAAGUGAUAUUGACACGUUUUAUUACAUUUAUUGGAUCGUGUUUUAUUCGCAGGAGUUGUUGCUGGUGCUGAAGUUGCAAACAUUCAGCCAAAAGGGAACUAAAUGCAGAGUAGUUGUAGAGUAGUCCGUACAUUGUGAUCGAUAUAAACGCACAGGGCAUUUUUCUAUCCCCAUUGCACUGUGCAACAAAGUUUUAACAUUAUGAUAAGCCAAAAAAAGUUGUCUACUCCUGCUUUUUAAAUGUAUUGUAUAUGAUAUGAAUGAUACGAUUUUGGUAAAUGAUAAAAUGUGCAUCCCAUGUUUUGCUUCUCCUCCUGUUUUCCACCACAAUCAUCCCACAUUCCCUCCAUCUACUAUAUGAAGAGAUCUAUGCUGUUUUUGGUGUGUGUUUUUUUCCCCCCAGAUAUUCUGAAUUUGCAUCCAAAGUAAGCAAACAUUUGUUUUUCUAUUGCAAUGUUGACAUGUAAAAGUAGAGACCUGGGGAAACAACUCUUCUGUUGCGGAGAGUUUUUGGAGUCCUCAAACAAAUUUGCAGCGUUUUCCCGUUUUAUUUAUUUAUUUAUUUUUUUAAAUGACAUGCCUAAAAUUAAGCUUUAAUUAGUUUAUCAAACAUUAUGCACAAAUUUGCCCCUGUUGGGAUUUAUAUAACGAUUUAGGUCCCAACAGUUUGCCGUCUUUAAAAAGUGGGUCCCCAUAUAGAAUGUUUGGGAAACACUGGACUAGAGUGUGAUUCUAGACUCUGCAGCCUUUUAGGUCACCUCCUUAUGCAGUGUUACCCAGGCAUGACACACCAGUUGUACAUGAGAUACAUGAGAUCUCAAAAUUAAACCUUUGAGUGGUUUGUGUCCUCCAUGGCCAACAGUGUUCUCACUGGGUCAUUUGUAUUUUCCAUCUGCUUCACUGCUGUGGUGUUCCACAAGGUUCAGUCCUUGGUCCUAUUCUGUUCUCACCUUACAUGCUUCCCUUAGGUCAAAUAAUUAGCACAUCUGGUUGUAUAUCCUACCACCUCUCUGAAGAUGAUACCCUACUCUAUCGCUCAGUAAAAACCAGAUGACCUCAGCAACCUGAACGCCCUGCACAACUGAUUUAACUGUCACUUUCUACAACUAAAUUAAUAAAUUAGUACAGACAACAUCCUCCAGCAUAUUGGUCCCAGCAUCCAUAUUAAUAAACUGGUUCAAUUAAUUCAACUGAAACACAUUAUUCAUGCUUUUCGCUUUCCAAUGUUCAGUUAGCAUUCACCCCCAAAGCUUUUACAGCGAAAAAGUUUCCUUGGAUAGCUACUGCAACGCAAGAAAAAUAAAUUUCUUUACUUUUUCACAGUCAUGUACACUUUGUGGGCAUUAUGUGUGACUUGGGCCCCUUUAUUUCAUCUUCUUUUCUUUUAUUUUUUGCCAAUAUACGAAACUUAAACUAGCUUAUAUGCCAGCUAGUGUACAAAGUCCAUGGGGUUAGCUGCUAGAAACAAGAAACCUGCUUCUGUCUACCUCUGUAUGAAAUCAAGAAUCCACUGUUUUUCACAAUCAAAGGACAAUUUUGAAUUCACUAUAGAUGUGGCAGCCCUGCAAACUGAAUUAGACCAAAAGUUCAGCUGCUGCACCAUAUUUUUUCAUCACUUGUUCUGAAUAUGUGUUGAUUUGAAUGCAUAUGAGUUUACUACUGUACAGUUUGAACUCUUUCUAACCUACGGUGCAGUGUUUGCAUUGGCCCUGCCUGAGCAAAUGUAAUCACAUAAAAAUGUUGGACUACGUUUGACUUCCUUUCAUCACAAACUGAUUUAUUAAAACUUAAAACAAAUAUCUUGGAAUGCAGGGAUGCUGACAUCAGGGGACACAUGUAUUAUUGCUAAUAUAAAGGCAGACUUCAAAUUCAUACUGCAACUGAUAAUAAAUGCUUUGAAAAAAGACAA